AAGACAUUUGCUAGCGCCAUUGUGGAGGUGAGUGCGGCUCGUCUGCGCGUCUCGGAGCGCCUGAGGUCGCUGUUCCGAGCGUCAGCUCUUCCUCUCUUUCGAUUUUGGAGUUAAAAUGGAGAAACACUGCACGGACUCACGAGUCAAAGGAGUCAGCACGGGGACCACCAUCCUGGCGGCCGUUUUUGAUGGCGGGGUUGUGAUUGGUUCAGACUCCAGAGCUUCAGUGGGAGAGGAGUAUGUAUCAUCUAAGACCAUCAACAAAGUGAUUCAGGUUCACGACCGGAUCUUCUGCUGCAUAGCUGGUUCACUUGCAGAUGCUCAGGCCAUCACCAAGGCUGCAAAGUUUCACCUGUCCUUCCACAGUGUCCAGAUGGAGAGCCCUCCACAGGUGAUCGCAGCAGCAUCCGUGUUGAAGGAUUUGUGCUACAAAAACAGGGAGGAGCUGCAGGCUGGCUUCAUAACAGCAGGCUGGGACAAGAAAAACGGACCACAGGUGUACGUUGUGGCUCUUGGCGGGAUGUUGAUUAAUCAGCUUGUUACCAUCGCCGGCUCAGGCAGCACUUAUAUCUAUGGCUACAUUGACGCUAAAUACAAACCCAACAUGACGAAAGAGGAAUGCCUGCAGUUUGCCACUAACGCUCUUGCUCUGGCCAUGGGCAGAGACAACGUCAGCGGGGGUGUCGCUCACCUGGUGGUGGUAACAGAAAAGGGGGUGGAGCAUGUGGUUGUACCUGGUGACAAGCUACCCAAGUUCCACGAUGAGUGACCGCCUUCGUUCCUCCUACCAUCAAACCAAUGAAAUCAAAGAGCGGUUAUUUGGACGCUGGAUUUGUAUUACCUGUUUUGUCUGUUUAGGAUGUAACAAGUUAAACACUCAACUGAAGUCAGACUCCUGAAAAACAAGUUAUUUCUACUCAGUGAAGACGUUGUGGAAAUCUAGAAACACUGCUGUAAAAACAAGUCUUUAUUACUGAAUUGCAAGCAGUCAGAGGUAGUUAUACAGAAAUCAACUUUCCACCCUUGUGACCAAACAUCAAGUUUUUGUGGGGUUUUUCCAUGU
Pelmatolapia mariae (spotted tilapia) is the source of this 1063-nucleotide messenger RNA. It is a transcript of the gene psmb12, whose product is annotated as proteasome 20S subunit beta 12. The transcript is spliced from 6 exons. Gene Ontology annotation, molecular function: threonine-type endopeptidase activity. Gene Ontology annotation, cellular component: proteasome core complex. NCBI's taxonomy places the organism in Eukaryota, Metazoa, Chordata, Actinopteri, Cichliformes, Cichlidae. The record is from RefSeq and is a predicted model, not a curated record. The coding region runs from base 116 to 769 and encodes 217 amino acids.